Molecule: messenger RNA, 1585 nt
Organism: Ctenocephalides felis (cat flea)
Lineage: Eukaryota; Metazoa; Arthropoda; Insecta; Siphonaptera; Pulicidae
Product: zinc finger protein 429-like
Exons: 4
Coding region: 86-1279 (397 amino acids)
Biological process (GO): regulation of transcription by RNA polymerase II
Cellular component (GO): nucleus
Molecular function (GO): zinc ion binding; DNA-binding transcription factor activity, RNA polymerase II-specific; RNA polymerase II cis-regulatory region sequence-specific DNA binding
Source: RefSeq, a predicted model, not a curated record
UGAUAUUUGUAGAAUAUGUUUACAAAACGGUGCUAACACUUCAAUCUUUAAUAUUAAUGGCUCAGAACAAUUUUAUAUCCAAAUAAUGUCCUGUGCGCAAGUGGAGAUAACUAUAGAUGAUGGUUUACCUAAUGCAUUAUGUGAUAAUUGCAUAAUGAACUUAAAUACCUCAUAUAAUUUCAAACAUUUAUGUGAAUCAUCAGAUUUAAGAUUACGCAAUUUGUUAUCACAACAUUUAGAUAUAAAAGUAGUACCAGAAAUAAUCGAAGAUGAUCAAAGACUUGUUUUGAGCCAUUAUAUUAUGAAAGACGAUGACAGGUUACAACAGGAUUUAGAUUUUGAAGACAUCAAUGUGAUCAAAAUAAAUUAUUGCAAUGAAAAUGAUAUUAAUGAAAUUCAUGAUCAACCUCCUAUUGAAGUGCCAAAUGAAAAGCAAAAAAGUAAAAAACCUAGAAAAACCAUUAGACCUAGAAAAAAGAAAAUUAAAGUUAAAGAAAAGGCUCCAGACAAAGUCAUAUAUAGAUGUGAUAAAUGUAAAACAAAUUUUGAGGGACAAGACUUAUUAGAUGAACAUAGAAAAAUAUGCAAUGUUGAACCUGAGGUACUUGAGUGUAAAGUGUGCCAUAAAAUAUUUAAAGAUAAAUAUAUUUUAAAUAGACAUUCCAAACUUCAUAAUGAAGCUAAACCAGCAAAAUUAAAGCGCCACAUGUGUGACUUAUGUGGACAUACAUUUUAUGACCGCUAUGGACUCAACAUGCACAAACGUAGCCAUUUUGGACAUCGUCCAUUUGUGUGCCCCGUUUGUGGUCAUGGAUUCUCCCAACAAAGCAAUAUGGAGCGUCAUGUUAAAGCCAAACACGAAAAAGUUAAACCAUUCCAAUGUAGCAUUUGCUUUAAAGUUUUUGCUUAUUCAUAUGUUCUAACUGAACAUCAUAAAGUACACACGGGAGAAAAGGAUUUUGAGUGUGGUGUUUGUGGUAGAAAAUUUGCAAAAAAGUUUGCUUUGAAUCGCCAUAUGGUUACUCAUACUUUAGAAAGACCAUUUAAAUGCAAAUUAUGUGAAAAAUCUUAUACUCAAUCAAAUGACCUGAAAGCACAUGUCAGGCGCACGCAUGAGAAAGAAGUGCCAAAUAUACAAAUGGAAUCAAUAGACAUCCAGGCCCAUAUAAAUUCAUACCCAUUUAUGGAAUGUAAUGCAAUAAUUGAAGAAAAGGAGAUUGUACAUUACCAGACUGCUCUUGAUAAUGGUUGUCUGAAUGAAAUAAAUAUAGAAAAUUAAAUUUAUUUAUGAUUGUCAGGCGCACGCAUGAGAAAGAAGUGCCAAAUAUACAAAUGGAAUCAAUAGACAUCCAGGCCCAUAUGAAUUCAUACCCAUUUAUGGAAUGUAAUGCAAUAAUUGAAGAAAAGGAGAUUGUACAUUACCAGACUGCUCUUGAUAAUGGUUGUCUGAAUGAAAUAAAUAUAAAAAAUUAGAUUUAUUUAUGAUUAGAGAAUAAGAAAAUUGAAUGUUUUAUAUAUUAUGAAAUUAUUCCAAUCGUUUUAUCUUAGUACAAAGUUAUCAUUUUAUAAGAUAACUGAAAAAGGA